GCCAGGCUAGAGGAACCCGACUCUUGCGCCCUCUUAGCCCCAGGUAGGCUUUCAUCACAGCGGCUUCAGUUACCUCCCACAUAGAAGCCGCUCAGCUAGGUGAGCACAAACUUCUCCUGGAACUCUCCACCAGAUUCUUCAGAGGCCUCUAAGAAUGGCGCUCGAGUCAGACAGCGUUGUGCAAAUGCUCCCCUUCCAGACCGUAGCGGGACAGUUUGGUCCAAAGGUCCGUGAGCCGGGCCUGCAAGUGUGGAGGGUGGAAAAGUUGAAAGCUGUGCCCUUGCCCCCCUCAGAGGUGGGAGCAUUUUAUAACGGCGAUUCUUACCUGGUGCUGGAGAACCGUGGCGAGCAGGGAGCCGACGUCCACAUGUGGAUAGGUGAGAAGUCAUCCCGGGACGAGCAGGUGGUGUGCGCUAUGCUGGCCACCCAGCUGGACAACUUCCUAGGCGGAGACCCCGUCCAGCACAGGCAUGUCCAAGGCUACGAGACUCCCGAGUUCAUGAUGCUCUUCCCCAGAGGGGUCAGCUACAAGGACGGAGGGGUGGAAUCAGGCUUCAGGAAAUCUCAGGGUUCAGGGACGGUGCGACGUCUCUACCAGAUCAAAGGAAAACGCAACAUCCGUGCCAAAGAGGUAGAGCUGUCCUGGAAGAGCUUCAACAAGGGAGACUGCUUCAUCCUGGACCUUGGAGAGGUGAUUGUGUCAUGGACUGGAUCCCAGGCCAAUGUCUUUGAGAAGCAGAAAGUGCGGGAGAUCGCCUCGCUGAUUCGCGACACGGACAGACACGGCAAAGCACGGAUUGUGGACACCUGUGAAGGGGAGGAGCCUGAGGAAAUGCUGAAGGUCCUUGGACAGAAGCCUGAGUUGGCUGAGAGCUCGCCAGAGGAGGACAGCAAAGCGGAUAAAUCCAACGUGGCCUCCCUCUACAAGGUGUCUGAUGCGACCGGCUCCAUGUCACUGACCAAAGUUGUGAAUAAAUGUCCUUUUGCCAAGGAGCUGCUGCUUUCUGAUGACUGCUUCAUUUUGGACAACGGCACCAAUGGAAAGAUCUUUGUGUGGAAAGGUUCGAGGGCCAAUGCUGAGGAGAAAAAGGUGGCUCUACAGAUGGCAGACAACUUCAUUGAUCAGAUGAACUACCCCAGGAUGAAAACACAGGUGGAGAUCCUGCCCGAGGGGAAGGAGACAGUCAUGUUCAAGCAGUUCUUCAAGAGCUGGAACUGAAACAUAUUCUGUUUUUUAUACCCGCAUUGACACAUGUUUAAGUAAAUGUGCAAGGUACUGAUGCUCUGUGUUAGCUUGUGAUGCCAUUUUUAUAAAAGAAUAAAAAUACAUAAACCAGUA
Messenger RNA from Entelurus aequoreus (snake pipefish), 1339 nucleotides. It is a transcript of the gene capgb, whose product is annotated as capping protein (actin filament), gelsolin-like b. Gene Ontology annotation, cellular component: cytoplasm; actin cytoskeleton. Gene Ontology annotation, molecular function: actin filament binding; phosphatidylinositol-4,5-bisphosphate binding. Gene Ontology annotation, biological process: barbed-end actin filament capping; actin polymerization or depolymerization; actin filament severing. The record is from RefSeq and is a predicted model, not a curated record. The transcript has 9 exons. Lineage: Eukaryota; Metazoa; Chordata; Actinopteri; Syngnathiformes; Syngnathidae. Bases 155 to 1219 code for a protein of 354 amino acids.